Molecule: messenger RNA, 2380 nt
Organism: Porites lobata
Lineage: Eukaryota; Metazoa; Cnidaria; Anthozoa; Scleractinia; Poritidae
Source: the annotation of a GenBank genome assembly
AUGGAUAACAACAAAUUUUUCACUACAUCAAGGAACGCAACAAACAGUUCAAAUGCUACCGGUAUUCCGCCUAUGCCCCAACCUCCUGCCCGAUCGUAUCAAGUUGAUAUCGCCUUUGUUGUCGUCUUUUGCAUCCUCGCUUUCAUGAUGGUAUUUGCAAACUCACUUGUGAUUGGUGCAUUUCGUGUCAACAGACGACUUUGCACAACAAGUAAUACGUUACUGAUGUCCUUAGCAACCGCUGACAUACUGAUCGGAACAAUUUCUGUGCCGCUGUAUGUUUAUGUAUCUAUAACAUACGACUACCAAUUGCGGAGAGUUUAUAGGCUCUUUGACAUCAUCUGUGGAGUGUCUUCCGUUCUCAAUCUCACAGUCAUAAGUCUGGAGAGAUGUUACGCUCUGAUUUAUCCCUUAAAGCAUCGCAACAUCAGGAAACGUAUGUCGGGCUAAAUAUUUUUAACCAAUUAGUGUCUUGCUGAAAUUACACAGCCGAGGCUAUUCAUAGGAUGGUGGUGCUAAUGUACUUAAAUGUUUUCCUCCCAGAUUUUAAACACCGUUACUUUAAGAACUUCUCGUUUAGAUACAUUUUGGCAAAAUUGGGCUAACAUAGCUUUCCGCAAAAGGUAUGUAAACGUCACCAAGAGCGGCAAGCAUGGAAAUUCUAAUACCAAUUUCAGCGCCAUUUCCAUAGAACUGAAAUUUCAGAUAAUUGCAAGAUAGGAGCCAUUUUGCUGCCGGCAGCGAUAUCUCUUACAAUAUUGAUAUCCUCUUAUAGAGCUCAUCAAAGCCGAUUUUUUUUGAGGUUUAAUCUUUUCAAAAUACUGUAUCACAGAAAUAUUGAGAUAGAUGUGAUUUUCACUGAGUUUAGCCAUUUUAGUUUAGCACACAGCAGGUUCCCAGCAGAACCAUAUCCCAUAACAUUUACAUUGACUUCGAAAUCUCAACAAAAGCUACGAAAAAGUGACAUAGAAAAAACCCAAGGUGGAAGUUGAAAUCAUUCCCUUGUGUAGCACCGGAUACAUGUAAUGCUGUGGGUUAAGUUGCUCCGCGGAACAAGUUAUUGCUUUCUUGAUACCUUAGUAUAUGCUUUCAAGAGUAACAAGAUAAAAACCAACAAAAAAAACUUUGCAAAAGUUUUGCAACCCACCGUCAUUUUUUCCAACAAGCAGGUAACCAUUACUACCAUGACGUCACCGACAUUUGCCAACAGCAAGGGUAUCAUAUCGUCAAGUAGACCAAUCUGGAGAUUUCUGUGCCAAUAAUUCGAAAAUAACCUUGAUGACCACUGUAUUUUGCAUUUUUGUCAAUACAAUGAGCGUGACGGGGCCUUAAAACCCAGACAUUCGGCAACUCUUGAAACAUGAUCAUGAGAUCGUUAGCAAUUUUCAGAAGGAAAUAUAACAAGGGCCUACCUGUGUGCAAUAUCCCACCACCAUUUUCAGUUGCUACUUAAACAUGGAAACACGAGCGUUUUAAUUUGAACUGACUCGAAUAUAAACCUGCCUUUCUUUAUUUUUGUUGCUUGCAGGUUCGUUGUUAGCCAUAAUCUUUGGUGUAUGGGUUCUAGCUUUAUUCGCUGGAUCAAUGGAAAAGUUUCCUCUCCAGAAGGGUGUGGCAGGUUUAAUAAUAAUCGUGGCAUUUCUCUUCGUUCCACUUAUCGUUAUUUUGGUAGCUUAUUGCAAGAUUUUUCAAAUAGCUAGAGCGCAUGCAAGUCGCGGAGGCAUACGUUCUUUCAAAAAGGUACUACUGUUAAAGAACCUUGACACCAAUUUCAGUGCAUGAAAGGAGUACAAGACUGUUGGUCUGGAAAUUUUAUAAGAAUUGAUCAGACUGGACAGACGUAUCAGGAAUAGCGUACUGUGGGACCCUAACACUCAACUAACCCCUCCCCUUCACCCGUGAAAGCCAAGACACAUCUCCAGGGGUGUUUUGACCGCACCCCCCACUUCCCACUUGAAACAUCCUUGCUUUUGGAAACUUACCUGCACAUUUUUCUCUCGCUUCCCAAGUGUUUACAUGUUAAAGGUUCCAAGAACAAUGAAACUUUUUUCACGCCCAAGUUUUAACGGCUCUGUUUUGGUUUCAGGAGCUGCGUAUUGCUACAACAGUGGCAGUAGUCACUGGUCUUUUUAUCAUUUGUUGGACGCCGUUUUUUGGCAUCAACCUCGCAAACGCACUGUGUUCGUCCUCAAGCAUCGGGUGUGAAGAGCUAGCCAAAAUACCACUAACGUUCAUAGUGCGGAUAACUAAAUGGCUUCAGUACGGGAACUCGGUGCUUAAUCCCAUCGUUUAUGGCCUCCGCAACCACGAAUUUCGGCAAACUUUCCGCAAGAUUUUACUGGGAUGGUGCGGUAAAAAAACGCCAUGGUAUGACAACAGG